CCUCAGCACGAUGUCUUACCAACAACAACAGUGCAAGCAGCCCUGCCAGCCUCCUCCUGUGUGCCUACCCCCUAAGUGCCCAGAGCCUUUUCCUCCCCCAAAAUGCCCAGAGCCUUGUCCUCCUCCACAGUGCUCUGAGCUUUGUUCUCCAAAGCGCCCUGAGCCAUGCCUCCCUCAGCCAUGCCAGCAGAAAUGUCCUCCUGUGCAACACCUUCCACCCUGCCAGCAAAAGUGCCCACCCAAGAGCAAGUGA
Messenger RNA from Peromyscus maniculatus bairdii (prairie deer mouse), 253 nucleotides. RefSeq lists its product as uncharacterized. The record is from RefSeq and is a predicted model, not a curated record. Lineage: Eukaryota; Metazoa; Chordata; Mammalia; Rodentia; Cricetidae. Gene Ontology annotation, cellular component: cornified envelope.